This is a messenger RNA of Cuscuta europaea, 1976 nucleotides long. NCBI's taxonomy places the organism in Eukaryota, Viridiplantae, Streptophyta, Magnoliopsida, Solanales, Convolvulaceae. The record is from the annotation of a GenBank genome assembly.
GGUCAAAGUUUAUAUAGUUUGACCAAAAAGUCAAAAAGGAAAUUUGAUUUGGUGAAUCAUGUAGUUUAAAUUUAAAUUAUAGUGAUCGGGAAGGUACACUCAUACUAACUAUAGUAACGAUCUUAUUUAGAACUUAUAUUUGAGUUAUGUUUAAGAUUCAAUGAUCCAAGAAAGUAAUUGGUAGAGCAUAUUGGCUCAAACACACGGUCCACAUACUCUUGGACACACAACGAUACAAGCUCAUGACACCACUUGAACCUCUCUACCAAAUCCGGUCCAGAAUGAAGAAAUAUAACUGCUGUUUGAAUUGUGCUCCUCAGACAUAUCACCCCUGACAUGUCACCUCGGUCAGGCUUAUCCAGAGAACACCAGACAGAAUGGCACAGGUAUAGGAAGAACACCUAGCCGAGGUGCACCUGCACCUCGGUCAACAGAAUGUACCUGGCCACAAGUGGAUUAGAGAAUGACACGCGUCGCACUCUGCCACACCCUCAGAGCUCUCGUCCACAUAAUAGUCAACACGUGUACUGCAUUUAAUGCAUCACCUCAUUAAUUACUGGUAUAAUACCCCCUUGUCGGCAAUUGUAAAGGGUUCGAAUCCCAUUUAAUACACAACUACUUUCUCUCUCUACUCAUAGCUUUCCCUUCUCUCUAUAAUACCGCUAGUGGUUUACUGGAAAGCUAUUAGUAAUAAUAUGUGUUUUUCAUAAAGUUUUAAUUUUUGUAUUUUAAUUUACACACAUAUAUUCUCCCUCUACUUUACUCGCCCAAAAGUUAUACUUUCAUCUAACUCAAGAAGUACCAUAUCAUUUUCCACCCUAUUAAUCCACAUCUGUUUAAUUUGUGUCUUCCUCAAUCUCCUCUCAGCCUCUGCUUGCGGAUUAAUCCACAUAUGUUUGUGUCUUCUCAACACCUCUCAACUCGAUUAUCAGGUCUAGUUGUUGCACGCUAAAACAUACUCUUCAAUCUUGUCGACAUAACUUGAUCGCAUAGAAAUCAUGACACAUUCUUCCUAUUCAUCCACGCUGUUUUGAUUCUAUGAGAUACAUCUACAUCUAGUCAACCGUCCUUCUGAAUUAUGGAGCUCGGGUAGCGGGACCUAUCACUCACCAAUGUCACCUUAUCAUUUAAGAUUACAUGGAUGCCAUAUACAGUUCAGAUGUUAGAGGAGUUACCCCCGACAGGACGAGAACAUUAUGCUAUAUGGAGAGCACGUGUGUCGUUGAUAUGCUUUGACAUUGUUGAGCUUCAUUUGCCUGAUCGUGUUAUGCAGCAGUUUGGCUAUGAGCAGGUCAUUCCAGCACCUGUCGAUACAUUUGUAGAUCUUCAUAAGUUGGAUAGGCGUGGGAAGCCUACAGAGGAUUGGUCGCUCCGACAUGCCCGAUACGUGGCUAUAUGGGAUAGGCGAGCGGAGCUUGUUGUGACUGGGACGCCGACAUUUGUACCAUCUGUUUCUACAGACUACAUGAGAUUGUAUUACAACAUCACGCGGGUGUUUGUAUCUCCAUCUUUCAGACUCCCUACUCACCACUAUCAGCCUAGUUCCAUGCCUUUGCACUUCACGACACGAGCUUUGCAGCAUAUACAUGAGCGAGCGACUACCACAGUUAGUGAGACGCAUGACAUGGACACGUACCAUCAGGUUCUAACGGGCAUUGCUUACUUGUGUUCGGAUGUGCUUGGGCGAGUGGACUAUGAUCAUCUUCUACAUAUAACCCCUUCUCAGGAUUCUACGCCAUUGACAUCUACAGCAGCAACAACUUCUACAUCUCAGACUCGGCGUGACAGAGUUGUUCUUCAGCCACGUCAACGGCGUAGGCGUAUGCGUCAACAGCCACACCUCCAUGACCAAGACGACCAAGAAGACCUUCAUAACUUGUAGUCUGUCUCCAUUAUUGGACUUAUUCAUGUAGCCCGAAUUUGUAGAUUUUUGUUUUUGAAAUUUGUGAAACACUUUACUUUAUGACAUAUGUCCA